AGGCAGUGGGCUCCGAGUCAACUGGUAUGACCGCGGGCACUGGGUCAGACAUUGGAUCGUCUGACUGGACAGCGGGCAUCGGGUCACCAGGCAUCAAGUCAUUUGGCUCGACAGCGAGCACCGCGUCAUCUGGCAAGGCAGUGGGCUCAGAGUCAACUGGCAUGCCGCGGGCACUGGGUCAGACAUUGGAUCGUCUGACUGGACAGCGGGCAUCGGGUCACCAGGCAUCAGGUCAUUUGGCUCGACAGCGGGCACCGCGUCAUCUGGCAAGGCAGUGGGCUCCGAGUCAACAGGCACGACAGUGGGCACCGGGUCACCAGGCAUUGGAUCGUCUGGCUCGACAGCGGGCAUCGGGUCACCAGGCAUCAGGUAAUUUGGCUCGCCAGCGGGCACCGCGUCAUCUGGCAAGGCAGUGGGCACCGAGUCACCAGGUACGACAGCGGGCUCUGAGUCAAUUGGCACGAUAGCGGGCACCGGAUCAGGUACCGGAUCAUCUGGAUCAACAGCGGGCAUCGAGUCAACUGGC
This is a messenger RNA of Staurois parvus, 526 nucleotides long. NCBI's taxonomy places the organism in Eukaryota, Metazoa, Chordata, Amphibia, Anura, Ranidae. The record is from the annotation of a GenBank genome assembly.